Daucus carota subsp. sativus is the source of this 1748-nucleotide messenger RNA. Its product is annotated as glutathione S-transferase T2-like. Bases 367 to 1431 code for a protein of 354 amino acids. The record is from RefSeq and is a predicted model, not a curated record. NCBI's taxonomy places the organism in Eukaryota, Viridiplantae, Streptophyta, Magnoliopsida, Apiales, Apiaceae. The transcript is spliced from 3 exons.
UACUGGUGGGCAUUGGUAGAGCAAAUAGGAAGUAAGAGCAAGUCCAACAGCUUCCCUAUUUGAGCUUCUAAACUCAAAAAUAGGGAAUGUGUCCAAAAAUGACACUCCAACAGUGUCCUAGCCAUGCCCUAAAUCACUAGGAAAUUCUAAAAAACACUAACCAUGCCCUAAAAUUAGGUAUCCUCUAGCCAUCCCCUAUUUUAUUUUUAUCAAUAAAAAAAUGAUUUCCCUCCCUCUGCUCCAUCAAUUCCCUCCUCUUUUCUCAUUUCCCUCCUUUUCUUUUUACCGCUGAAACUAAAAGUCUGUAUACAUUCUUCUAACCACGGCUCACAAAUUUGGUGGCUUUGAUCAAGUCAGAUAAAAUUAAUGGAGUCUCCAAAUUCCUUCACUCUUCGCAACAAGUUGGUUCCAACUUCUCAGAAUAAUCAGCACCAGGUGAAUUUGGAGACGAAUUGUAGCGAAAAAGUGCCUUCAUUCAUGGAUAUACUUACUUCAGAAUUUUCCGAUUACGAGGAGCUUGUAAGACCAACACAAAAUCCUUCUUUUUCACAAAGUCCUAGUGAAGGCGAAAGCGUUGAAGCAACACUUGUUCCGCCUCAAGUGUUUUCUUCACAGAAUACUAAGAAAAACAGGAUACGAACAAAAAAUUUUACAAAACAGGAGGAUGAAAUGCUCAUUUCAGCUUGGCAAAAUGUUUCACUAGAUCCGGUUACGGGUGCUGAUCAAACAACUGGAACCUAUUGGCAGAGAGUGCAUAACUAUUUUAUGAAACACAAAGAAUUCGAAUCUAAUCGUAAUGUCUCUUCAUUAACUCAUCGAUGGUCUAUGAUUCAGCUUGGAGUUAAUAAAUUUCAUGGAUUUUACAACCAAUUUGAUGGGCGAAGUGGGUAUUCAGAACUUGAUAAGAUUGACGGUGCAAAAAAGAUGUACAAGGAAGUUUACAAAACUAGCUUCUCUCUGGAGCACUGUUGGAAUCUCUUAAGACACUUGCCUAAAUGGAAUACUGAGUUUGCUACAAAGAAAUCAAAAGCUCGAAAAGAAAGUCCCACAUCUCCUUCCUCACCAGAAUGUGUUAUGUUAGAAAAAUCAGAACUUGAAAGGCCAAUUGGAAGGAAGGCUGCUAAAGAACUACAAAAGAAAAGAAAGAGGCCAGGAAUGGAUUGUGAUGAUAAUAGCGGAGCUGCUAUUCUGGAACAAAUGAGAGUUGAGUUGCUGGAAUCUAGAAAACAAAGAAAUGAACACCUAAAAGAAAUGAUGCAAUUAGCCAAGGAGAAGGAGGAACGUGAGAGGAGAAGAGAAGAAAAGGAACAAGAUGAAGCUGAUGCAAAAAUAAUGGCAAUGGAUACACGUUCAAUGGGGGCUAUUGAAGCUGAAUAUUUUAACUCGAGGAAGCAAGAAAUUAUGGAAAGAAGGCGUGCUCGUUUUUUCUAGAUAAAUAUAAUAUAUUCCUCAUCGCGAAAGUUUUUGAAAAGUUUUAAUUGUCUGGAUGCUGUUUUAGAUUGUCUAUUUUGUGAAUUAUGCUGGAUAGAUGUUGUGAAUGAAUUUGAACUUCUUUUGAUAUUCUGCAAUUCUGCAAUUUGGUUACUGAAAUGAGGUUGCAGCAGAUGUAUUGAAAUGCAGUGUUAUGAAUUUUGUUCCUGGGGACAUAAUUAUAUGGUGAUCAGGUCUGGAAGAAACAAUGGUCACAUGUUUGUCAGCGGAGAUAAACAAGUUUCAUGAUCACAGGUGGAACACCUGGCAGGCAACCU